AUGGACGACGCAACCUCGGUGGAGACGCCUCGCGCGGUGGAAGAGUCGCGCAACGCCCCUUUCAGGCGCUUCUUCGAGCGCAUCCGCGACGAUGUGAAAGGAUACGUCUUCGACGACACGAUUUCUCCAUUCCACUCCAGCUACGAUAACUGGCACUUCUUUGGACGUCGCGUCAGGUCCAGCAAGUCUACGCCUAGUGGCACCGCAUCGAGCGCACCAUCCAAUACCUCAGCCUCGAGGCCUUCGAGCGUCCGAACGCGAUCCGAUUACGAUGGAGUCACGGUUGAUGAAGAGCGGGAGAAAGAUCAGUGGGUCGUCGCAAGAGUGUCUAAGCAGGUGCUACGAUUGGAGCGGGAGUUCAAGCUCUGCCAGACAUUGCAUGAGAAGGCAUCACAAAGAAGGCAUUUCGUGGAGCCUCUCGACUUCUUCCGUCUGCCUGCGAGACAACCCGGCGAGGUCACGUUGUGUGCGUCAAUCGUCCGGGCUCCGAGCAAGAACUACUUGAGUGAAGUGCUGGAGUUUGGACCAAACUUUUAUCUGAGCACAUCCGAUUCGUCCCACGUCCAACGGCGAGAACAGAUCGAGCUCUUGACGUUUUUGGACUUUGCGAUUGGGACGACGGAGUGCCUGGAGAUCCUGCACCAUGGUAACGACAUGGUUCAUGGUGAAAUCAGAGGCGAUGCUUUUCACUUCAACCGCGACACUCGUGCAGUGCGCAUGAUCAACUUUGGCUCGGGUGUUAGGAGUUUCGAGCAUGGUUUGAGCUCUGCGAAUUGGUCGACUCUCAUGUCAGAACGUGGCAUUCAACAAAGGUUGAUGUCUGUGGCGCCAGAGCAGACCGGACGGUUGCCUGCGGAGCCAGAUGCCCGGACUGAUAUCUACUCGCUGGGCAUAUUGUUGUGGACGAUUCUCACCGGUCGUGUACCCUUUGAAGGGAUUACACCUCUGGAUAUUAUGCAGAACGUGCUAUCGCGAAGGAUAGCUCCAUGCUCGUCUAUCCGGCAGGAUGUUCCCGAUGCCGUAUCCAAGGUAUUGCAGAAGAUGACCUCGAGGAGCAUGGAGGAUCGAUACAACUCUACUACCGGAGUGAAGCAUGACUUCCAAGUCCUAAAGCAAAUCCUCACGGAUGGAGAUCAGUCGGCACUGUCGGACUUCAAAGUGGCCACUGCCGAUGUCUCGUGCUUUUUUGUGUUACCUUCGACCCUUGUCGGCCGAGAGAUUCAACGGGACACCAUCCUAAACAUCAUCGAGAAGGCUGCGAAGAAGUCAGCUCGAGCAGCUCCGGUCACGCGCGCGGGCCUAAAGAGCCUUAGCUCCAGUUCUUCCCUCAUUCAAGGGGAGCGAUCAGAGCUUUUCGAUGAAACAAUGAGCGAUAGCACUUCUUCUACGGGAGGUCGAGACCAUCGACGCGAUGAUUCACGACUCAGUUCUAUUCCCGAGUUCUCGCCUUAUGAGAAUAACAUACGCCAAGAGAAGUUUGAGGCAGUGAUGUCUAACAGAUCUGGCAGUGUGGCGUCAUCUGUUGCAACUGAGGAAAAUGAUAUCAAACCACUCGAGAAGCAGGACUCGACAGACAGCCGGGGCUCAAUCUCUAAUAAUCUCCACAGCAAUGGAGGCAGUCUCCACCAGACGUUGUCAUCUUAUCAGAUCAAUGGCGAGCGGAGCACCGCGGAUUCGGGCUCGAUGCUGCGAACUGCACAGAAGUUGAAAAGAAAAGGCAAGGCAGAAAUUAUCGGAAUAUACGGCGCUACAGGUUGCGGGAAGUCGGCUCUGGUACAGAGUCUCCAGAGCACAGCAAGGAGGCAUUGUUACUUCGCCUCUGCCAAGUUCGAUCAAGUCAGAAAUUCGCCCUUUGAAGCUAUGGUGAGGGUGAUGUCCUCUGUCUUUCGACAGAUCUUCUCGGAAAAUGAUGUUAACACGCCAUUUCACGAAAAUAUCAGGAUCUUUGUCAAGCCGUUCUGGGGCGUAUUCCACUCCUUCCUGGAUCUUCCUAUCUGGCUUCUUGACGUCAAAGCCAGCGACGCUGGAGCAACGUCUCCCAAGACCUCUCUUGGUGUCGCGCCGGACCGAAAAAGCUGUAAUCUGGCCAACGCGCAGGACUGGCUGCGAAUGGGUGGGUCUAACAAGUCUAGUCGAUUCCUUCACAUCUUCUUGGAUGUACUCCGCUUGCUGGCGGUGCAAAAGCUUGUGACUUGGGUGUUAGAAGAUCUCGAGUCGGCAGACCCGGAAAGCCUCGAGCUUAUCCAGAUCAUCGUCAAAAACCGCUUGCCGAUCGUCCUGCUCCUGAGCUACUCCAGGGAGGACAUGCUCAAUGAGCCUAUCAAGCGGAUUCUGGAACACGCGGUCAAGGUUGAGGUUGGACCCUGGAGCGAGGCGGAAACCGCGAAGUUCAUUUCUGAGACGCUGCAUCGACCUGAGGAGGAUAUUACGCCGCUAAUUGGGGUGGUUCAAGAGAAGACACAAGGCAAUCCCUUCGCUGUGCGCGAGAUGCUAGAUUCUGCUCACCGGGGCAAGGCUAUCACGUUCUGCUGGCAGCACUCCCUGUGGGAAUUCUCGAUGGAUAAGCUGUUCGAACAGUUCGCCAGUCCCGAUGCCUACUCUUCGAACGACUUCGUCCUUCGCCGCAUGAGGACCCUCAGCAUUGACGCCAGAACGAUGAUGGCUUGGGCGUCUCUCAUGGGCAGCAGUUUCCAGUUCCAUCUCAUCAGGGGCGUAAUGUCGUGUUCAUGCGGGUCACUAAUUGAGCAGCCACUCAUUCCUCCCAUCUCCAAGGACGCCGUUGCCGGGCUUCAGAUCGCGUUGGCAUCGUUCGUUGUGAUGCCAACAGAGCACGAGGAUCGCUUCAAGUUCUCCCACGAUAGGUACAUCGCAGCAGCUGAGAUCCUCGCAGAUCAAUACGACAAAAGCGCAAUGCACUACGUUGCAGCUGCAAGCAUCAUCAAACACGAUCCCUACGAUCCCGUCACACAGCCGAGCAAGGCUCUAUUUGAGCUCGCCCGGCAUAUUUGCGAAGGCAUCGAAACCAUCAAGCGACGAGUGCAGAACAAGUUUCUCUAUCGAGAUCUUCUUUAUCAGGCUGCUGAGACUGCCCGCGAGUCUGGCGCUCGGACCUCUGGGUUGUACUACUUUAAACACUGCUUGCAAUUGCUGCCCGAUGAUCCUUGGGAUGACUACUCCGGCGAUACAACGUAUACCGAGUGCCUUACGUUGAAGACCCGAGCAGCAGAAGCAUACUGGUACUCCGGACAACACGCUGAGGCGGCGAAGCUCCUCGAGGAGGUCAAUUCACAUGCUCGCGAAGUCUCCGACAGAGCUCCAGUCGCCAUCCUGCGCAGCAGAAUGUUCGCCCAGAGAGGCGACAGUGCGGCGGCUUUCGAACUGCUCAAGACUGCGCUGGCCGAAUUGGGCUUGGAUAUACCAGAUCGUACCUGGGACGAGGCGGACGACGAGUUUCAGCGUCUUGUGCCGCUAAUACGUUCAGAUUUGCCACAGAUCGACGGCUUCGAUCCAGCGUCGGUUGACAAAGACUUGACGACGCUGGCAGCACUGUUGACGGAGCUCCAAAGCGCAGCCUUCUGGAAUUCCGACAUUUUGUUCUUCAAUGCUUCGUUGACGAUCUUGUCAUGUUUUCUGGAGCGGGGAUUGUUUCCGCAAGUAGCGCUGGGAUAUGUCAAUCUCGCGGCCAUCGCUGCCUCUCGGUUCAGCAUGAUUACCACUGCGGUCGAGUUUGGCAAUACCGCAGUACGAAUUCUGGAGCUGUUCGAGAGCGAAUCGUACACCCUUGGACGAGGCCUGACUCUGCAUGUACUGUGGCUCGGCCACAUUCAGUUACCCAUUCGCGACAAUUUCACGGUCCUCAAUCGGGGCUUAGAAGCUGCCUCGGCUGCGGGAGACAAGAUUCUUCAUCUGCUUUCAAUAGGGAUAACAGCCGCGAUGAGACUGUGGUCAUCCGAUAACCUGGCUGAGAUCGAACUCUUCAUCGCCUCUGUGGGAGAAGAGUUUCCAGAGUGGCCUCAAAACACUCGCGGAGGAGCAUUUCUCAUGGGAGUCCGACAAUAUGUUUGUGCGCUUGCCGGCAAGACUUACUAUGGAAGCCCAGCACAAGUCCUGUGUGACGCAAGUCACUCGACUACCGACUACGUCGAUUAUCUCAAGAGCACAGUCUCUAAUCCCGAUCGUCCGCUGAGUAUCUACUACAGCUACGAAAUGGAAGCACUCUAUCGCUUCGGACAUUACAAGGAAGCCAUGGAUUUCGGUGUGCAGCUGUUGCCCUUGAUUGACGGCCUGCUGUGUAUGCGAUAUCGUUAUGGAACCAUGUUCUAUACCGCCAUGGCCAUCCUAGCGUGCAUCCGUGAGGAUCCUGGCCGAUCUGAUCGCGCGGAUCUUCUUGCCAGGGUCGGCGCAUACACCGCGCAGAUCGAAGUCGUCGCGAGUGUCAAUUCCAUCAACUUUGCUGUUUUCCUUAAUCUCUUGAGCGCGGAAUUGGCUGAUGUAGAAGAACGAUACGGAGAAGUCCUGGGCUUUUACGAGGAAGCUGUCAACCACGCGAAUCUGACCAGCAAUCUUCUGGAAGAGGCUCUGUGCAAUGAGCUGUAUGGAGACUGGCUGGUCCGAAGAGGCGCCGCGAGGCCCGCACGCGGAAUUCUCCUCGACUGCGUUUCUGCGUAUCGGCGCGUCGGCGCAUUCGGCAAGGCGGAGCACGUCUCGCAACAAUACGAUUACCUGCUCUCUGGGACAAUGUCGCUGUCGGCCGUUCAUGCAGGCACACAGACGGCCACAAACGAAGAUUCUGGCACGGAUGAUCCUGCGUACGCCGAUAAGCUCGAGUCGAUCACGCGGGAUCAUGUGCCACAGAGCUCGGCUGAUCGAACUCAUGAGUGGCUUGAUCCUCAGCCUGUUCCAGCUUCGCAUAUGGAUGCAGGCGGGAAAGAGGCGUCGACUGUGCUGUCUUCCGCCGUGGGUUUGGAUAUGAUCGACCUCGCCGGAAUUUUGCAGUCGUCGCAACUCUUGUCCUCGGAGCUGCAAGUCGAUCGAUUACUGGCAAGACUCACCUCAAUCAUCGUCGACUCCACCGGCGCCGAGUUGGUCGGUCUAGUGGUCGAGGCUGAGGGAGGCGAGUAUUGUCUUGCUUCCCUUGGCACGCCUGAUGGGAUUACAGCCCAUGAACAGCCAAUUCCGCUGGACCAAGUCGACGUUGUCCUUCAGCAAGUCACGCUGUUUUGCCUCCGUUUCAAGGAAAAUGUCUUCCUUAGCAACAUCUUGAAAGACGAGCGAUUCAGCAACGUUCCGGAGUCAUGGUUGAAGGAGAACCCAGAAGGCGCUUCGAUGAUCUCCAUUCCGAUCUUGCACGGCAAUAAUGUGCUAUUGGGCAGUCUUUACUGCCAGGCUCCUCCAAACUCGUUCACUGAGCGGACGGUGACUUUGCUUAAGCUGCUGGUCAAUCAGAUCGCCAUCUCCAUCGCGAACGCUCUGCUGUUCAAACGUUCGGAGAAGAUCCAAGCGAGCAAUACCUCCAUGCUGGAGGUCCAGAAGCAAGCUCUUGCCCAAGCACGCGAAGCGGAAAAGAAGGCCAAGGCAGCGGAAGUCAAGGCGAUGGAGAUGGUGCGACUCAAGGAAGAGGCGGCGAAGGCGAAGUCCAUGUUCCUCGCCAAUGUAUCACAUGAGCUGCGAACGCCUUUGAAUGGAGUCAUCGGCAUGUCGGAGAUGCUCAAGAGUACACAAUUGAGCAAGGAGCAGGAGGAGCAUGCUGACUCGAUUCGAGUAUGCGCCGAUACGUUGUUGAGUGUCAUCAACGACAUCUUGGACUUUUCGAAGCUCGAGGCUGGCAAGAUGCAGGUAUUCAGCGUCCCACUCUCUUUGGGUGAGACAAUCAACGAGGUUGUCAGAGCUUUGUCGUACACCAACCUUGAGCGGAACCUGGAAACGAUCACCGCACUUGAAUUGCCACCAGAAUUGGUCGUCAUGGGUGAUCCGGUCCGACUGCACCAGAUCCUCAUGAACUUGAUGUCAAACGCAUACAAAUUCACAUCGAAAGGCAGCGUGACAAUCCGUGCCACCGUCGACAGCGAAGACGACGAAGUUAUCAAAGUCACUAUUUCCGUCGCCGACACAGGCAUCGGCAUCUCGGAAGAGCAGCAGAAGAAACUCUUCCUACCUUUCUCCCAAGCCGACUCUAGUACCGCUCGCAGCUACGGCGGCACAGGUCUUGGCCUCUCCAUCUGCAAAGCCAUACUGGAGAACGUUAUGCACGGUCAAAUCUGGCUGACGUCCGCUCCCGGCGUCGGCACAACCGUGUCCUUCAGUCUGCCGUUCAAAAAGGUGCAUCCUGGCGGCGACAGCACCCAAUCCAAUGGUCCCACGCCUCAUUCCCGGGAGACCGAUCCCAUGGCCAUCUUUACGCCUCCUGCUGUCGAUGACGGCCCAGGUGCUCGCGCUAUACGCAGUCUCCAGGGCAUACCCCGCGACCAGCUCAGAGUCUGUAUCGCGGAGGACAAUCCAAUCAAUCAGAAAAUUGCAAUCAGCUUCGUGCGCAAGCUUUCUUUCCGAUGUGAAGCCUAUGGCGAUGGACAGCAAGCCGUCGAUGCUCUCACCCGCGCUAGCGAGGAAGGAGAUCCUUUCCACUUGGUACUCAUGGACGUCCAAAUGCCGGUCCUGGACGGUUACAAUGCGACCCGAGAGAUCCGGAAACAUUCCGAUCCAGCGGUCCGGGACAUUCUGGUUAUCGCGAUGACGGCGAGUGCGAUACGAGGUGAUCGAGAAAAGUGUCUAGAAGCGGGAAUGAACAACUACUUGGCGAAACCGGUCAGGGCGGACACGUUGAAGCAGAUGCUGGAGAGUUACUUACAUCAGCCAGCGAAGGCGAUGCCCAAUCUGCAGGAGGAGGCAAAUCAGCUGGUCAACCGAGUCGUCAGUGGGAGCGAGGCGAAAAGUGGUACGACCGGGAACGACGGAAGGGUUGAGGCGAAGAGGAAUGUAUCAACUACGAUGCCCACGACCAACAGACUCGGCGACAAUACGGAGGAAACAGCAUCCCGUGACGAGCCAUCUGUCAGUCCGCGAAGCGACACGACGGAGAUACACGUCGGAGCAAGCAAAAAGACCGAAGUACCGGAACGACCAGCUCGAGACUCGCGGACUGCCAGCUUAUCCUCGAAGCGAAAGAGCCAAGAAAACAACAACGCUCCAGUGGCGCGGUCGACUGGAAGUCCACGACCAAGUGCUCGGCGAGGUGGGCCGGGCAUUGAGAGAGCGCUGGACGAAAGGAGGAAGAAGACGGAGGACGAAAGCAGCGGGUCAAGCACAUGA
This is a messenger RNA of Zymoseptoria tritici IPO323, 7305 nucleotides long. RefSeq lists its product as uncharacterized. Gene Ontology annotation, biological process: phosphorelay signal transduction system; protein phosphorylation. Lineage: Eukaryota; Fungi; Ascomycota; Dothideomycetes; Mycosphaerellales; Mycosphaerellaceae. Gene Ontology annotation, molecular function: ATP binding; phosphorelay sensor kinase activity; protein binding. Bases 1 to 7305 code for a protein of 2434 amino acids. The record is from RefSeq and is a predicted model, not a curated record. The transcript is spliced from 3 exons.